UCUCCUCUCUGGUUCUCAUAGUAACUGUCACCUGCAGAAACACACCGGGACUCACCGAGCAGCACCGACCGCAACACCGACUCCGCUGCCUGGCACCCGUGCACCACCCUCCCGGUCCCCCUCUCUGCGGUCCCGCUCUCUGCAGCUGAUCAAACCCGAUCCAUCGAGUCCGGGAUCGAUCGACCCUGAUGUCCGCCGCGGUUGAUCACAAGCAGCGCGUGGCCUGCGGCGGGAUCAAAGGCACCGGAGCAGCUAAUGAUGACAUCACCGUGUGAAAGUGCCGACCCUCCCCGCGUGAGCUGAUCCAUCUUCUAUCAGUUGUUCCAGUGCUCCCAGUCCUGUCCAGGAUGCUGCCGGCCUCCAUCCAGAUCACGGGGGAGCUGCUGUCAGCGGCUGAGGUUCAGGAUAUCUGUGAGAGUCUGAAGGAGGACAGCGUUCGGCUGCUGUCCGUCCGCGGCUGCCAGCUGUCUGACCGUGACUUUGGUCGUGUCUGCCGGAGUGUCGCAGAGUCACAUUCCAUCGCUCAGCUCAACCUCAACCUGGGCGUCGUCUCCAGCAUCAACCGGACACGACACCUGGCAGACGCCCUCAAGACCAACCGGUCCCUGCAGACCCUCUUUCUGCAUGGCAGCCCGCUGUUGGACGCCGGCCUGGUGACCUUGAACUCGGCCCUGUCGACCCACCCAACGCUGAUCUGUCUGGAUCUGGGGGACUGCAUGCUUGGAGAUGAGGCGCUGGCUCUGAUCUGUGGGAUGCUGCCUCCAGACGGAGCGAAGUCAGGUCUGAAGGAGCUCACUCUGAGUGCUAACCCAGGAAUCAGUUCCAAAGGCUGGGCCCGACUCGCUAUCGCUGUGGCUCAUAGCUCACAGCUCCGGGUGCUCAACCUGGACUACAACCCACUGGGUGAUCAGAUUGCUGGGAUGCUGGCAGUUGCUGUGGCGUCCAGCAGAACCCUAGAGGUGCUGGAUCUGGAAGGAACUGGACUGAGCAACCAGUCCGCACAGGUGUUCCUGGACAUGGUGGAGAACUACCCGACCAGUCUGCGGGUUCUGGUCCUGGCAGAGAACGAGAUCAGUCCGGAGCUGCAGCAGCAGAUCUGUGACCUGCUCUCUGAAGGAGAGGACGAUGACGACAGAGCGUCCCUUCACUCUGGUCCCGCCAGCAGCGCCCUGAUGCCCAUCAGAGACAAGUACCAGCAAAUCAGAGACAAAUACCAGCCCCCCGCCUGGCUUCAACACAGCAACUCCAGCCCCCAGAUGGUCUUGCUGACAUCAGGUCUAGGUGAGAGCUUAUUGGCUGAGACUGAGAUGUGACCCCUCCCACAAUCACACCCACCUCCUUUCAAACUCUUUCACUUUCUUUUGAGUUGUCUGAUUUGAAUGUAUCUGGUUUGUUUCUCUGCACUGCACUUCUCUUGGUUGUUCGAUCACCUGAUAGCUAGCAGCCAGUCACAUGCUCUGCAUGGUUUGAUGUAGCACCUGUACAUAGACCGGAGUGAGUGUCAGCACAAAACCUUAACACACUAAGUGACUUUUAGACAGGUGUUUGUCCAGCAGGUGUUUUGUGUGUUUCUGAUGAAUGUACGUUCUGACUAUUUGUUCUGCUGCUGAUGUCCUAAUAAUAAAACUGUUUACAGCUUUCUAAGAAAA
This is a messenger RNA of Notolabrus celidotus (New Zealand spotty), 1649 nucleotides long. It is a transcript of the gene lrrc73, whose product is annotated as leucine rich repeat containing 73. Gene Ontology annotation, molecular function: protein binding. Lineage: Eukaryota; Metazoa; Chordata; Actinopteri; Labriformes; Labridae. The coding region runs from base 348 to 1313 and encodes 321 amino acids. The record is from RefSeq and is a predicted model, not a curated record. The transcript is spliced from 7 exons.